Messenger RNA from Histoplasma capsulatum G186AR, 390 nucleotides. RefSeq lists its product as uncharacterized. The transcript has 3 exons. The record is from RefSeq and is a predicted model, not a curated record. Bases 1 to 390 code for a protein of 129 amino acids. Lineage: Eukaryota; Fungi; Ascomycota; Eurotiomycetes; Onygenales; Ajellomycetaceae.
AUGCGUGAUGCGCUGGAACGACUGGAACGAAUGGAACGCAUUCGUGGUGCUGGAAGAUGCAGGUACAACUGUGCUGAUACUGGGGUACAGUACGUUGUCCGUGUUGUUCGUGGUCAACGUGGUGACGAAAUGAUCAUGUCCCGAGAGCGCACCCCCAUCGCUAGAGAUAGUGAUGAUAUGAUGAUGCAUAUCGGUCGGAUGGGCAAGAUGCAAGGAUGGAGGGGAGGUAUGGGGAUCAAUGCGGUCAUUACAGUGGACGAGAACAGCCUAUCCUGUUUCUUGGCGGCCAUUCCAGCAACCAUUAAAUGGAUCUGCUUCGAAUCAUCUCGGCGUGCACUUGCUUAUAUACCUAUGGCCAUUUCCCCCAUGCCGGAAUCGAUAUACGUGUAG